Messenger RNA from Camellia sinensis, 816 nucleotides. RefSeq lists its product as uncharacterized. Lineage: Eukaryota; Viridiplantae; Streptophyta; Magnoliopsida; Ericales; Theaceae. The record is from RefSeq and is a predicted model, not a curated record.
AAAGUCUCCCAUUAUCAUUGCUUUCUUCCCCCAUCUUUCUCUCACUACAUAGAGAGAGAAAGAGAGAAAAAUAUUUAGAAAAAAAGAGUUCUUGUUGUGAAGAUCAUUAAGAGAUGGGAGCCUGUGCUAGUGUCUCCAAGGCCAUGAGAGGCGAUGCGGCGCCACCACCGGAGCCACAAAAGGAGGUGAUCACCACCACCGAGGUGGCGGAAAAGGAUGUUGUUGUGGUGGAAGGAGAAAAAAAGAAGGUGGAUGGUGGUGGUGAUGAGAAGGUUAAGGUUGGGGAUGAUGAGAAGAAUGAGGAUGGUCAGGAGGGUGAUGAGGCUGACAAGCACCAAUCUCUUGGAUCUUUGCUCAACGAGAGCGUAGAAGCGAAGGUGUCACCACCAGAAACAGAGAAGAUCACCAUAGAAGAAACACCAGAAACAGAGAAGACCACCGUAGCUGAAACCGCUGCACUAGAGACAGUAAAAUCAGAUGAACAAAAGCCCGAGGUAGUUCCUGUGGCAUCGGAGGAGAAGGCAGCAACCUAUGUAGCACCAGUUGCACAUGUAACCACUGUGGAGAAGGAAACAGAGACCAUAACAAAGGAAGAGAAGUGAUUUUACAUGGGAUGAUUGAUUUUAUUAUAAUUCUGAGUUUUUAAAUUUGUUAUGGAUCAAAAUCUAAGUAUACUGUCAAAGUUGUGACAUGAUUGGACAAUGGUUUUCUAUAGGGGGUGAGUGACCUGUUUUGAGAUAAUUCUUGGUGACUGUUGUUUCUUUUGGUUUUUAAUUCUAUUGUUCCUUAAUUUGACAAUAGUGGUUGUUUUGUUCA